ACUGUCCAUAUGAAAUGGCAUGUGCAAGUUUGUCUUGAAAUUUGAAAAUGUUUUUUUUUAAUCACGACAUGGCUGGAAAUCUGGAACUAGAUGCCGCAGGGCAGGGGUCUCCCGCGUUGGCUCAGGCGGUGUUCAGCAAAAGAUAAGCAGAAACAUGGCUGUGCCCGCGGCUCCGUCUCUCGCCCUCCGCCCACCUCCGCGCUCCACCAAAGAAUCCCAACGCGCACCCCGCCAUGCGCCGCGGGACGUCGUCUCCUGGACGUCCACCAUCGCGCGCGCGGCGCGCCAGGGUGACCUGCAUGCGGCGGCCGCGUCUCUCUGCGCUAUGCUCUCCUCCCCCGCCGCGCCGGCCCCCAACGACGUCACGCUGCUUACCGUCCUCUCCGCCUGCGCCGACUCCCCAUCCUCGCCGCUAGCCCGCCCCCUCGCCCUCACCCUCCACGCCCGCGCGCUCAAGCUAUUCCCCUCCCACCUCCUCCUCUCCACCUGCCUCGCCAGGUUCUACCUCGCGUCCCGCCUCCCGCACCUCGCGCUCCAGCUGUUCGACACAAUGCCGGUCCGCUCCGUCGUCACCUACAACACCAUGGUCUCCGGGCUCAUGCGCAACGGCCUCGUCGACGCCGCGUUCGAGGUGUUCGACGGGAUGCCCGGCCCGGACAAGGUCUCCUGGACGGCGCUCAUCGACGGGUUCGUCAAGAACGGGCGCCAUGACGAGGCCAUCGACUGCUUCCGCGCCAUGCUGCUGGACAGCGUCGAGCCGGACUACGUCACGUUGAUUGCCGUCGUAUCUGCAUGCGCCGAGGUAGGCGCGCUCGGGCUCGGGAUGUGGGUGCACCGGCUCGUGCUCAGGCAGGGGUUGGAGCGCAAUGUCCGCGUCGCCAACUCGCUGAUCGACAUGUACGCGCGGUGCGGACAGGUGAAGCUCGCGGCGCAGGUGUUCCACUCCAUUAGGAAGCGGACGGUGGUCUCCUGGAACUCGAUGAUCGUCGGACUCGCAGCCAAUGGCUUAUGCACGGAGGCGAUCGAGCUCUUCGAGGAGAUGCGGAGGCAGGGGUUCAAGCCGGACGCGGUGACGCUCACCGGCGUCCUCACGGCUUGCAGCCACGCCGGUCUCACCGAGCACGGCCUGAGGUACUAUGAUCUCAUGACGACAGAGUAUGGUAUAGCCGCGCGGAUGGAGCACUACGGGUGCGUGGUCGACCUGCUUGGUCGUGCCGGGCGCCUGGACGAGGCGAUGCACGUGGUGGAGACGAUGCCGAUGCGACCCAACGAAGUGGUGCUCGGGGCACUCCUCGCGGGCUGCCGGAUGCACGGCGACCUGGACAUGGCCGAGCAGCUCAUGCAGCACCUCUUCGAGCUGGACCCCGGCGGCGAUGCCAACUACGUGCUGCUUUCCAACAUCUACGCGGCCGUCGGGAAGUGGGACGGCGCGGGGAAGGUCCGAAGCCUGAUGAAAGCGCGCGGGGUGAAGAAACGGCCGGGGCACAGCAUCGUGGAGAUCGACGGCGACGUGCACGAGUUCGUGUCGAGUGAUCGGUCCCAUCCGCAGGCCGAGGAGAUUGGCCAGAUGCUUGGGCUACUCAGGCACGAGAUGGCAAUGUAUGGUUGUGAUGAUCAUGGAAGCAGCAGUUUGGAUGGGGAUUGAGCUGCUGGGACUGCAAGAAUGUGGAAGAUGCAAUGCUUCUGCAGGCAGCACCACAGGGUUCAAAGUUUUGCUUGUGCCUGUGGAAUGUCCUCUCUGUAAAGGUGGUUCUUUGCUGCUCCAACAGAUGGAACAUCUGUGUAGAUAAAUGUGUCUGCAUUGCCUUUGUAGCUUGCUAGUGCAUGCAGCUGUUAGCCUGUUACUACUACUUGGACAGGACAAUUGCCCAUCAUUGUAGGGAUUCAACAUAUACGGCACACUGGUAGAGUCAGUUGAUUUCAGCAUGUUUGAUCACAAUUUGAUGAGGUCGAUCAACAUAGACAAUCCAUGUUGCUUUUA
Messenger RNA from Sorghum bicolor (sorghum), 1981 nucleotides. Its product is annotated as pentatricopeptide repeat-containing protein At1g05750, chloroplastic. The record is from RefSeq and is a predicted model, not a curated record. Lineage: Eukaryota; Viridiplantae; Streptophyta; Magnoliopsida; Poales; Poaceae. The transcript has a single exon. The coding region runs from base 155 to 1645 and encodes 496 amino acids. Gene Ontology annotation, molecular function: RNA binding; protein binding. Gene Ontology annotation, biological process: RNA modification.